This is a messenger RNA of Scomber japonicus (chub mackerel), 1245 nucleotides long. RefSeq names its product dynein axonemal assembly factor 4 (gene dnaaf4). The transcript is spliced from 9 exons. Gene Ontology annotation, molecular function: nuclear estrogen receptor binding. NCBI's taxonomy places the organism in Eukaryota, Metazoa, Chordata, Actinopteri, Scombriformes, Scombridae. Gene Ontology annotation, biological process: heart development; outer dynein arm assembly; inner dynein arm assembly. The record is from RefSeq and is a predicted model, not a curated record. Bases 1 to 1245 code for a protein of 414 amino acids.
AUGCCUCUGCUGGUCACAGACUACUCAUGGACGCAGACAGAGUCCUCGGUUUAUAUAAAUGUGCCUUUAAAAGGAGCCAAAGCCGGGAAGGUGGAUAUUCUCUGUACAGACGAGUACCUGAAGAUACAUUUCCCGCCGUACCUGUUUGAAGCCUUCCUGUCUGAACCUGUAGAUGAUGACAGAAGCACAGCAAAGAUCGGAAACGGAGUUGCAGUCGUCAGUUUACCCAAGAGAAACAACAAACUGUGGCAGCGGCUGAUGAUAACCACAAAUGACAAAGAGAAAAAGAAGGAGAUCAGAGAAAGAGCGCUACAGAAACACCAGGAAAAGCUCACUGCAGAGUCCAAAGCAAAAGCAGACAAACAGCAUACAGAGAAGAAAUAUGCACUGGAGAAAAUGAUGAAGCUUGAAAGGGAUGAAAGAGAGAGAAUCCAGAAAAUGAAGGAUGCUGAGAGAGAGAGGACCACAGCUGAGCUGGAAGCAUGGCAGCUGAAGCAGAAAGAAAGAAAGAAAGCAGAGGAAGAAGCCCUGCUCAAACUCCAGAGUCAGAGAGGCCAUGGAGACAAAGUGAACAAGAGUGGAUGCUCAGGUGGAAGAAAGGUCAAACUUGAUGGAAGAGGCAGCAGUGAAGCAGAGAGCAAGAAAAAACAUGUGGAUCUGCCUGCUCCAAGAGUUCCUGGAAACAUUCAAGUCUCAUUCACCCCACGAGUUUUCCCCACUGCCCUCAGAGAGUCCAGAGUGUUAGAGGAGGAAGAGUGGCUCAAAAAACAAGCAGAAGCCAGACGUGCAGUGAAUGCAGAUGUUAAAGAGCUGAAGGACUUGAAGGAGGAGGAGAGGAAUCCAGACUGGUUAAAGGAGAAAGGAGAUAAAUGUUUUGCGGCUGGGAACUACCUGUCUGCAGUGAACGCUUACAGCCUGGCUAUCAGAAUGAACAGGAAGAUUCCAGCUGUGUAUUCAAACAGAGCUGCCUGUCAUCUCAAGUUAAGAAACCUUCACAAGGCUGUUGAGGAUUCCUCUCAGGCUCUAGAACUGUUGACUCCUCCAGUUGCUGCUAACGCGGCUGCCAGAACCAGAGCUCAUGUACGCAGAGGCUCCGCUUUCUGCCAGCUGCAGCUCCACGCAGAAGGACUCCAAGAUUACCAAGCAGCUCUGAAGAUUGACCCUCAUAAUGAAGCUCUGCAGACAGACACACAGAGAAUCAGAGACAUUAUACAAGGCACUGCAGCUGACCCUGAGAUACACUGA